Linum tenue is the source of this 594-nucleotide messenger RNA. NCBI's taxonomy places the organism in Eukaryota, Viridiplantae, Streptophyta, Magnoliopsida, Malpighiales, Linaceae. The record is from the annotation of a GenBank genome assembly.
UCCAAUUUCGACUACAAUUACAUUUGCUCGGAGUGAAAAGUCCUACCAAAAACCCUUGCUUUCAUUCGAUUCUCUCUUCCCAAGCAGACGGGAAAGGGGAAUUCCAUGGCGGGCGGUCGAUUCAGAGAGCUACUGAAGAAGUACGGGAAAGUAGCACUAGGGGUUCACUUCUCCGUCUCCGCCGCUUCCAUCACGGGGCUCUACGUCGCCGUCAGGAACAACGUCGACGUCGAGUCGGUCUUCGACAAGCUCCAUCUCCCGGGGCUGUCGAGCAAAGAAUCCCCCACCGCCGAGCAAAUCCAGGAGCAGCAAGCUCCUCGGCCCAGCGGCGGCGGGAUCGAAUCGGAGUCGCAUCGGGCGCCGGCGGAAUCGACGACGGUGGUGGUGACUGGCGAGGAGGAGAGGAAAGGGAGGAGUCGGGUGGCAGAGCUCGCUGCUUCGAGCGGGGGCGCGCUCGCUCUGGCUUUGCUGUUCAACAAGGCGCUGUUCCCGAUUCGGGUCCCGAUUACACUCGCGCUGACGCCUCCCGUUGCGAGGGCUUUGGCCAGGAGAGGAAUGAUCAAGAACAGUACUGAUAAUAGUGAAAGAUUCUAG